AUCACUCCUUGUUGCUCAUGUUACAACUGCCCUUUUUCACAGGGAUGCUUGAAGAUGGAAAGAAAUUUGAUUCCUCCCGGGACAGAAACAAGCCCUUUAAGUUUAUGCUAGGCAAGCAGGAGGUGAUCCGAGGCUGGGAAGAAGGGGUUGCCCAGAUGAGUGUGGGUCAGAGAGCCAAACUGACCAUCUCCCCAGACUACGCCUACGGUGCUACUGGGCACCCAGGCAUCAUCCCGCCAAACGCCACUCUCGUCUUUGACGUGGAGCUUCUGAAACUGGAAUGACAGGAAUGGCCUCCUCCCUGAGCUCCCCAUUCUUGGAUGCGCCAUGGAGGGGUGUGGCGCCUCCAGACGCGCCCGCGCGAGUCCGUAUGGAGCUUUUCCUGAUGUUCCACUACACUCUUUGUAUAAACAUCGACCCCGACUGAAUGUGUUCUGUCACCUGGCUUUGCUCUUUCCCUUUCUCCUCGGAUGUGUGUUGACCUGAACUAUAUGCCAUAAACCUCAAGUUACUCAUUUUAUUUCGUUUUUUGUUUUGGGGUGAAGAUUCAGUUUCAGUCUUUUGGAUCUAGGUUUCCACUUAAGUAUUAGUCAAGUAUUAACAGCACAAGUAAUGGGCUAACCUUAGAAUAGGAAUUGGUGUGGGGGGGGAGGGGAUGCAAGAAUCUUUAUUUUAUUUUAUUUUUUUUGGAUGAAAUUUUUAUCUAUUAUAUAUUAAACAUUCUUGCUGCUGCGCUGCAAAGCCAUAGCAGAUUCGAGGCGCUGUCGAGGGCUGAAUUACUCUCCCAGGUGAGAGAUGCCCUUGGGUUGAAUUAAAAGCCCUACCUAAAACUGAAGUGGGGAGGGGGAGAGCCUUUGCCUCCACUGCCCCCGCCCCAGCCUCCCCUUAAACCCUCUGCCUUUUGAAAGCAGAUCGUUCUCACUGCGAUGUUGGACACUACAGGUAUCCGUCCCCAGGCCAGCAGGGACCUCCGAAGCCUUCUUCUUGGCCUCUCCCCCCCCCCCCCCCCCACCCCAAUCCUGUGGUUUUUCUAACAGUUAUUCAGGACUUUUGUAAUCUCAUAGCUAUCCAAGCUCCACUUCCCAAAUUUUAAGAACUUAAUCAAAAGUUUAAAUCGAAGGUGCUGUUUGUGGACACUGAACACCCGAUGAAAGCCCAGCCAUCAUGACAAACCCUUGAGUGUUGUCUUGAGAAAACGAUGCUGGUCGUCACAGCUACAGCGUCUCCUGGUUUUUGAUGUUCGGCUCCCCCUGCUGAUUUCAGAGUUUCCUGGCUUUUCCUCCUCCCCCUCUCACCCUUUUGCUGUCCUGUGUAGUGAUUUGGUGAGAGAAAUUACUGCUGCCUACCCCCCCGACCCUGACCUCCCCGCACUACAUAUGAGUUUCAAGUUUUAUUAUUGCAAUAAAAGUGCUUUAUGCUGGCUUUUCUCA
This is a messenger RNA of Ailuropoda melanoleuca (giant panda), 1430 nucleotides long. Its product is annotated as FKBP prolyl isomerase 1A. Lineage: Eukaryota; Metazoa; Chordata; Mammalia; Carnivora; Ursidae. The record is from RefSeq and is a predicted model, not a curated record. The transcript is spliced from 3 exons. Bases 18 to 284 code for a protein of 88 amino acids. Gene Ontology annotation, molecular function: peptidyl-prolyl cis-trans isomerase activity. Gene Ontology annotation, biological process: regulation of ryanodine-sensitive calcium-release channel activity; protein peptidyl-prolyl isomerization. Gene Ontology annotation, cellular component: cytoplasm; sarcoplasmic reticulum membrane.